Fundulus heteroclitus (mummichog) is the source of this 1204-nucleotide messenger RNA. RefSeq lists its product as uncharacterized. The record is from RefSeq and is a predicted model, not a curated record. Bases 89 to 1204 code for a protein of 371 amino acids. NCBI's taxonomy places the organism in Eukaryota, Metazoa, Chordata, Actinopteri, Cyprinodontiformes, Fundulidae. The transcript has 2 exons.
UAACCGUGUAAUUGCUGAACAACGUGCCUUAAGCUUGAAGAAAAGGUUCAUCAGAGAUAAAGACUUCCACAAAGACUACACUGUGUUCAUGAAAGAUCUUAUAUCCAGAGGUUAUGCAAAAGGAGUGCCAAUUGCAGACUUGGAGCGACAUGAUGGGAAGGUUUGGUAUAUCCCUCAUCACGGGGUUUAUCAUCCUACCAAAGGGAAGAUUCGGGUCGUAUUUGACUGUGCGGCAUCAUUCCAGGGCAUUUCUCUUAAUGCACAGCUCCUAAGUGGUCCUGAUUUGACAAAUAAUUUGGUUGGUGUGCUGACUAGGUUCCGAAAAGAGCCUGUUGUUUUGAUGUCUGAUAUUGAAGCCAUGUUCCAUCAGGUGUACGUACCAGAGGAAGACGCUGACCUAUUGAGGUUUCUCUGGUGGCCGGGAGGUGACUUCAAUCAGAGCAUGCAGGAGUAUAGGAUGGGCGUUCAUUUGUUUGGAGCAACGUCCUCUCCGAGUUGUGCUAACUAUGCUCUGCGGAAAUGUGCGGAAGACAACAAAGCACACUUCAACCAGCAGGUGAUUGACACCAUUCUACAUAAUUUCUACGUGGAUGACUGCCUUGCUUCAGUAGGCACUGAAGAGGAAGCAAUCUCUCUUUACACAGACCUCAGACUCAUCUGCGCCAAGGGAGGCUUCCACUUAACAAAGUGGAUAAGUAAUAGCCGCAGGGUCCUGGCAGUAAUACCUGAGGAGGAGAGAGCUAAGGAAGUUAAAAAUCUAGAUUUGGAUUGUGACCUAUUGCCUAUUGAGCGAGCAUUAGGAGUUUGGUGGUGUUUACAGUCAGAUGCGUUUAAGUUCUCCAUUUCCAUCCCAAACAGGCCAUUGACCCGGAGAGGAAUUCUUUCUAUGGUCAGCUCCUUCUACGACCCUCUGGGAUUCCUUGCUCCUGUCAUUUUCACAGCUAAAAGGAUACUUCAAGAUCUGUGUCAGAGGGGGAUUGGAUGGGAUGAUGCUAUUCCAUCAGAUGUUGCUCAAGAGUGGCAAAGGUGGGUGGAAGAACUGCACCUGUUGGACAACAUCAGCAUCAAACGAUCUUUAAAACCUACUGAAUUUGGAGAAAAAACUACUGCUCAGUUGCACCACUUUGCAGAUGCGAGCGAGGCCAAGUUCAAGAGCUGCGGUCUGAUAAUGGAACCAACUUUGUGGGUGCGGAGCGUGAGCUGA